This is a messenger RNA of Drosophila ficusphila, 2667 nucleotides long. RefSeq lists its product as uncharacterized. The record is from RefSeq and is a predicted model, not a curated record. The coding region runs from base 178 to 2340 and encodes 720 amino acids. Lineage: Eukaryota; Metazoa; Arthropoda; Insecta; Diptera; Drosophilidae. The transcript is spliced from 2 exons.
CCUUGUAAAUAUGUCACACAAAGUGCAUCCAAAAUUUUCAAUGAAACCACAAGCCCCAGAUAAAUCAGAAAAAAAACGAACUAACAGCAAAGAAAGCCAGCAGAAACUUUCAGAGUCAUCAGUCCAAGAGCUCUUUCCACUCAUUAUAUAACAAAAUAUAAUUCCCAUAAUAUCGUAAUGGUUCGUAGAAGGAUUCUGACGAAUUCCGCCAAGCAAACUUCGAUGAACGCCUAUCAGCAAUGGUGGCAACAGCAGCAAUAUGCCCGAAAUCCAAUGGUUGCCUCAAUGCCGGAAUAUUGGCACUCGGUGUGCAACAAAAUGGGCGGAGCAAUGCCGCGAAUGGCGUUACUGGUUCCGCCGGAAGUCAGCAGCCGGAAAUUAACUCGCUUGCGUCGCCAGCUGAUGAGACCUCCGAGGGAAACUAUUCCAAUACAAAGCUUUAUACCAAAUUAUGGACUGCAGCUGAAUCCACAGAUGCAAAUCCCAAGGGGAUAUGAAGUCCAAGGAAAGGCAUCCUGUCUGAAUCAAGGACUUUCCAAGGCGUCUCUAUUAAAACCAGGCUGCCUAAUGUCCGCUUACCAAAAUCAGUGCUUUAGAAAUCCACCAACAGGAGCUGGUGUUGCAACUUCGUCACAGCAGCAGCAUUACAAUCAGGAAAACUCAUUCGGCUAUCCCGAUUUGCACUGGCAACAGCAGCAAUAUCAAGUGCAACAGCAACACAAGCAAUUUCUAAUGCAACAGCAACAACGGGCGGUACCUUCUGGUAUUUUAAAAAACUCUUCAAGAACUGCAUCGAAUCAACGAGUGAUGGGAGAUUUCCAAAGUUACACUCCAUUUAAAAGAAAAAAGGUUUCCAUCAAGAGCACAACUUCGAGGUAUCAACAACCCAAAGUGGAGCAACUGAAAACCAAACCAGUAAUUCCAACCAAGCCAAGUAAAAAAAUUAAGCAAAAUGUAUUGAAGAAAGAGCGAGAACAACUGCAGCAGUUGCAAAUUGAACACGAACUUCUGAAACAACGCCAAAAUUUGCAGAGCGAGAAGGAGAAAGCGAAGGUGCAACAUCAAAAGUAUGUGCAACAGCAACAUCUGUUGCAACACCAACAGGACUUAAGAAAGCUGCAGCAACAUCGGAAGUCCCUGUUGCAACUUGACAAAAGUUCGAGCUUUAAUUUUGGUAAAUUAGCCAACCAUUUAAUCGAAGGCUGUAGAAGGGAUUCGGAUACAGAAACAUCCAUGUUUACGGCAGCAAAUGAUCAAAUUAAAUCCGAAAAGCAAUCAUUUAGGCCGCAAAACGUAAAGAAAGUUCAAAGUUCAAGAACUAAGAGCUUUGCAAGUGAAGAAACCAGACCGGAAAAACUACAAGCUAACCAGGAAAAGCCAGAAGUUUCCAGCAGAGUGGGUAAGGUUUCUUCUCGACGCUUUCUAGAUCGCCAAACAAAAAGGUUGGGUUCGGGAAACGAAAGUAGCACCAUAACCCUAACCACAGAGAAUUUAUCAAGGAGUCACACUUCGUUGACUGACAAAGCCACAAACACUAAGGCGGAUUCACUGAAUGGUUUUCUAAAAUCUGCUCCUCGAAAAUCCUUAUCGACGACAUCGGCAACUAGUAAAGGAUCAAAAAAGAUGAACAUAAAUGAGCUGUUGAGAAACGAGAAGGUCAGGGGAUUGGAUGGCAAUCCAAUGUGGGCUUCCUUAAUGCAACUUGUUGCCCACAUGUGUGAGGCCAAGGAAAAUGAGAAAGCCGAUGAGAAUCAAAAAAGUCGCCUUAGAGCAGGAUCUGGAACUGAUAAGCAACGAAAGCAGUACUCUGUGUAUCUCAUGGUUACUUCCGAUGAGGAGGAAGACGAAAAGAACUCAUCCAAAACAAAAGUCGAGACAUCUAGCAGUGAUCCAAACUUGGCGAGUAAUUCUGGUUUCAAUGGAGGAGAUGACUACACCAAUAAGUGUUUCGAUCUCUACCAGGAAGAGCAUCAGAAGUUAGGUCGCCAUAAACGCAAGCGUACAAGGCUAAGUUCCCGUCUGGACCAGCUGUCCAUUCCCUAUCCCAGCACCCAGACUCAGGUGCCAAUGAGAAGACCCCUCCACUGGCCGAAACCCGAUUUCUCCAAGUCCCAAAGUCGAUCGAAUCGUGUACGGAAUCCAUCUCGUGUUCGUGCGCGAUCUGUAGUCAAAAAGGUGGUCAAAUUCAAAAGCCAAAAGUCUUCAACCUCUUCAACUUUGGACGAAAAACGCAGCUGGCGAUUGUGGAAGGACCUGCCGAUGACCGCGAAAGUUUUAAACAAGGCAUAUAGUCGCAUGUUGACUUUAUCGGGCGGCAACCCCAACUCUUCGGAGAUAUAGAACGCAUAAAACUUAUUUUGUUUACUGACUCUGGACAAUUCGAAAUCUUCAGAUCAUCGACGAAGCUCAAAUCGCAGCUUUGUUUCACAACAAUAAAUAUUAAUAAAAUAUUUCUUGGGAAACAAAGCUGGUUUUGGUGUUUCGUCCUUGAUCUGCGAUUUUUCUCCUACGCGCAACUUAAAAUAAAACACUGCUUUUGGCUUAAAUAGUCUUAUUAUUUUGUAUAACACUGAGUUUUAAAUCAUACCCACAUGUCAAUCGUGGUGGGGUAUCACCAAAUCUCUUUUUUUUUUGUAAAAUAAAUUAAAACAAAUUGUCCAAAUUGCA